GUUGGGCUUUUUAAAGUGAACUUCCGGUGGUUUAAGCGUUUUAGCUUGUUGUUGCUAAAGUCUUAACUACAUGUGUUGAUAUCUGUCGAAAUAAACCGAAAUAAACGAACAACGACCACAGAAAUGGACAUACUGAAAGCUGAGAUCGCGAGGAAAAGAAAACUCAUCGAAGACAAAGAGCUUGUUGACGACUCCAAAAAAUUCUUCAAAAGGUCCGAUCUUGCACGCAAGGAACAAGAAGACUACUUCAGAAGAUGUGGAUAUAAGGUUCAGAGAGAGACUCCUGAGAGCCAGAUUGCCAAGAAAGAAGAAGAUGAGCCAUCCACGUCAGCUAAUCCAGUGUUAGAACUGGAACUAACAGAAGAGAAGCUGCCGAUGACACUGUCACGACAGGAGGUAAUUCGACGACUCAGAGAACGAGGGGAACCAGUCCGACUGUACGCAGAGUCGGAUUAUGAUGCUUUCCAGAGACUCAGGAAGAUUGAGAUUCUGACCCCAGAAGUGAACAAGGGCUUGAGGAAUGACCUUAAAGCAGCCAUGGACAAGAUUGACUUGCAGUACCUGAAUGAGAUUGUCGGGGGAACAGAGCCAGGAGAGGUGGACACACAACACGACCUGAAAGUGCAUGAAGAACACACCACGAUAGAAGAAUUGGAGGUUCUCGGUAAAACUCUGGGCAAAGGAGAUGACAAUGGAGACCAGGAUCUUAUCGACAAGUUUUUGAGGUUUCUUCUUGGUGUUUGGGCCAAAGAUCUGAACAAACGAGAGGACCACGUGAAGAGAAGUGUUCAGGGCAAGCUGGCCAGCGCAACUCACUCACAGACUGAGUCGUACCUCAAACCUCUCUUCAGGAAGCUCAGGAAGAAGAAUUUACCAGCUGACAUCAAAGAGUCAAUCACGGACAUCAUUAAAUUCAUGCUGGAAAGAGAAUACGUCAAGGCAAAUGAUGCCUACCUGCAGAUGGCCAUUGGUAAUGCUCCCUGGCCUAUCGGUGUGACCAUGGUGGGUAUCCACGCUCGUACUGGGCGAGAAAAGAUCUUCUCCAAGCAUGUGGCCCACGUUCUCAACGACGAGACGCAGAGAAAAUACAUCCAGGGACUGAAGAGGCUAAUGACGAUCUGCCAGAAACACUUCACGACUGUUCCAUCAAAGUGUGUCGAGUACAACGCUCUUUAACUUCUAACUUCAGCUAAGCUUAUGCCGAGGCUGUCGGGUAUCAAGAGAGGUUUUUUUUUCUCAAUUAUGGUUCUGGCAUGACAGUGUGGUUGUGGGAGAAAUUUCUCAAAAUCUUAUAUAUCAAGGGCCUUCAAGUACAUCUGGAUUUUGUGGCCUUAGAAAGUAAUUUAAAGAGAUGUUGGGUGAUUAAGACCAGAUCACAAUUGUGCUCUAUGAAGAGAUAAAUGAAAAUAUCUCAGAUUUAAGAGGAGAACACUCAACAACCUUUAAGUCCUAUUAGACUUGUCCUUGUGAACCACUGGGAAAAUGGAUGCACCUGUCAUGUCAUUGAUAGUCACAAGUCUAACUGAGAACAUGUUUGUUUAUGGAUCCUCUAAGGACAUCCAAACCAUUGUUGCAGGAAAUUUAAAACCCUAAAAAGGGUUUAACUUAUUCUGUUAAUAAUUGCUUUCACAAGUUUUUCAAAGAUUAAAUUUCACGAUGUAGGAUAGACAAAGUGUCAUUUGCCAAGGAAGAUCCAGUCGUGUGAGUUUUAUUACAUCUGAGAUAUGCCCGUUCUUAACUCUUUAUUGACACGCUGAAAUCAAUGCAGCUCCAGUUAUAUGUGUAGGUUUGAGUUCUCAGCAGAUAUUUCAACCAAUCAAUGUGUCUUUGUACUAUCUUAGUAAGAAAAUAAAGAGUUGUUUUGUUAUACCGGCUGUUGGGAUUGUUAGUUUUUAUGCAGUGUGAAAAGUUAAUUUUCCUUCUUCAAGAUAAUUUUGUUCUGUUGUAGUUGUUGAGAUUUGCUCUCUCUUAUCUUCUGCAGCUGGACUGCUGAAUGGGACUAUUUUUAGCCACCAUAGUUUUUUUUUGGUCAUUAGAAAAUGUGUCUGCAGGGAAACGGUUUCUAAUAAAGGACUCUGUAAAUGUGCAAUGACAUGCUUCAGUAAAAUGUUGGAUUGCU
Sebastes umbrosus (honeycomb rockfish) is the source of this 2119-nucleotide messenger RNA. RefSeq names its product PRP18 pre-mRNA processing factor 18 homolog (yeast) (gene prpf18). NCBI's taxonomy places the organism in Eukaryota, Metazoa, Chordata, Actinopteri, Perciformes, Sebastidae. Gene Ontology annotation, cellular component: U2-type post-spliceosomal complex; U4/U6 x U5 tri-snRNP complex; U5 snRNP. Bases 124 to 1176 code for a protein of 350 amino acids. The record is from RefSeq and is a predicted model, not a curated record. The transcript is spliced from 11 exons. Gene Ontology annotation, biological process: RNA splicing; generation of catalytic spliceosome for second transesterification step.